AUGACUCUAAGUGUGCAAAAACGCUUCCCUUUCCCUCCGGCUAUUGUUAUUGAAAUCCCACACAAUUCAGCAGGACAGUCCACUUAUGGAAGUCAGGAAGAACUGCAGAGCAAUCCAAUCCGUCGCAUAAGACGACAAGCAGGUCAUUGGUCUACAGACACGUCCGGAACUUUUUACCAUCAUCCUAAAUUUGGAUCACAGAAAACACAACUCACCCUGCGUUCUGACAUUCACCAAGACCUGCUGAACACUGAAAAUGUUUCCAAAGAGUCUUUAUCACGUCGCGGCUCGUUUCGCACUUCUCAGAAUUCCGUUGCAACACCAAAUCUCAGCCCGCCAUAUUGGAUGCCGUGUACACAUAUUGAAACAACAGAAAAUUUGUUUCUCGGUGUGCCAAAGGGUCCAUGUAUCCUACAGCAUUCACAGUCUUUACGGUCCACGAAAAGUUUCAGCGAUCGUGUUACACCUACUAACUCGGGAGCCGAAGACAGUGAGAAUUUCAAACCAUUUCCUAAACAGUUUUUUCGGAGUGUACAAAAUGGUUCAUUGUUGGGGGGCUCUAGACACAGUCCACGAACUCUGCGAGACCGUUGCCCCAAUCAUACACACUGCAGCAUCGGGAAUGUAGUUUCUCCAGAUGCCGUACGGCAACACUUGUACUGUCGGUCUCACUCACCACACUUUUCCAGUUCUGGCGCAUCGUCUUCGCAAAUCUCAACUCACUGUUUGACAAAUUACGCUGGAAAACCUAUAAGGCUUGCCCACCAUAGGUCAUUCCGGGGAGACUACACACCUAGUCCUGUGAGAAACCACAGAUUACACCGCUCCACAUCUUUGGUAGAGGGUCCUCAUGUAUCGCGCCGUUUGAGACUUUAUGAGUGCGCGUCUCCACUGUACCCACUUAAUCGCAAAUCUUCUAUGCCGCGCCCCCAUAGAUCUCGAAAACGCCACUGCUCGCUACAUACCGAGGAGUGGCAACAACGUCGUGGACCUGGUGGAAUGGAGGGUUUUUGUUUGAACAGCAUGAACGCCCUCACGGAGGCCUCAGUUGCUUACAACAUGGCACCUUCGCUAGCCCAUCGUCGUCACACUGAUGGAAUAGACCCUAAACCCAGUCUGCUCAAGCCACUUGAUUUUAGCCGGCGUGCAAACUCAGUGAGUUCGUAUCUACUGCGAAGCCCAACAGGAUCGUUUUUAAUAAGCCCAGCUGAACGAAAUAUCUGUUCAGAUUGUCAUCAGCCACUUUUUUUCUGUACCUGUGACACUAGUCCAAACAAGCGUGACCCUACCCUGGCUCCAAACACUUCGUUUAAGCCUCCGUGCGUUGAUAUAGAGCAUGGCAGUCUUCCAAGAGUUGGCUCGCCAGUUUGUCUUCCGGAUUCACAAGAAGCCGCACGUGGUCUUUGCUUUUGUCAGCUGCACGUACUGCUUGUAAUUAUGCAGAUCGUUUUGGGAAUGUCGACAACUGCGCUGGGAUUUUACUUGCAUUGGAAGAUUCCUCUGUUGCCACUUGAGGAAUGUGCCUUUUGGGCAGCAAUUCCGCGUGCUACAGGAAUUUUGACCCUCAUCAGCUGUGUUCUUUGCCUGGUGGCAAGCAUCUUUUCUGGACAAAAAGGCAAUGUGAUUGCUUCUAGUGGCCAUCCAUGUCAAGUUGUACGCCCGACUACACACACUAAAAAUGUAACUCAAUCUUUGGCUUUGCCUGAAUACGAACAUCAGUGCUGUUCAGACACUUCCAGUCUCGAUGGCCAUAAUGUUUGUCAGUGUUUGAAUAUGCGGAACCAGGUAAUAUGGAGUUACCAUAAGAUCACCUGUCGCUAUCUCAUUUCUUCCGUGAAAGAUUAUCUCAUUCUACAGUCCGCGCUCAUGGCUGUUGCGGCUGGCGUGUGCCUUUGGUUUUGGGUCGUGUUAACUGAACAACGUUAUGUGUUGGGUGCUAUUCCACCUGUUCAUCCGAGUCCAGACAUGAAGUCCAAGAAACAAAGUCUUUCCUCUCCAAGGACUUCUUGCGGAGAAACGACAACCACAUCAUACGAUGGACGUCACAGCUCAUUCGAUGGCACAGAGCAAACACGGAAGUCGACUGUAAAUCGUUUGAACUGUGUUCUGGAGCAUCCAGGCGGUAAUUUGAUAUCCAAUGGUACUUGCAAACGUGACAGCAGUAGGUCUGGUUUUUCGGACAACGUUUCUCGCUCUAACUCACCUUCGAUCCAUGCUGAAGAGAGCGUACCACUCUCUUUUGAAGAAAUUCAUUGCAAAAGUUCAGACCAAGAACAGUGUUUGAAGGAUAGCGGGGUCGUGAGCUCGGACAAUGCAGAUAUGGACCCUGAGGUUGCAAAGUGUGCCAGAGGACACAGCAGCAGUGAUCUGAAUUUUAUCAAGCCGGAUCUCGCUGGAUCGGAUAAGAAUAAAUCAGAACCUUAA
This is a messenger RNA of Opisthorchis viverrini, 2424 nucleotides long. RefSeq lists its product as hypothetical. Bases 1 to 2424 code for a protein of 807 amino acids. The record is from RefSeq and is a predicted model, not a curated record. The transcript is spliced from 2 exons. NCBI's taxonomy places the organism in Eukaryota, Metazoa, Platyhelminthes, Trematoda, Opisthorchiida, Opisthorchiidae.